UAGCAGCUAUAUACACUGCUGUGGCUUUUUUACCAUUUAAAAAGCAACUUCUAGGCUAAGCCAACUCCUAUCUUUGUAUAUGAAGACUCUGGAGUCUCUGUAGCAUGUUACGUAAGCUUGGUUCUUGAGAGACAGUUAUUUUCCAGCUUGUCAGGUCUGGCUCAGACAACAGGGAAGUCAUCAGUCAUGCAAUGAACACGUUGGCUUUUGUGGCCGAACUGAUCUACCUAUCGCUGCAACACAUUUCUCUAUCUAGAGCAAACCCUCUUUCUUCCACAGUCUUGAUCUUUCACUUCUUUUGUCUUUUGCAGAUGUUAAUGUGAUGCAGUUUAUUCUCGCUGGGAAGGGCUGCAACCUCCUGGGAGAAGGAGACAGACCAACGCACAGAGAGAGAGAGAAUGGCUGUUGAGAGAAAUGAGACAGAGGAACAAGGGAGAGGAAGAGAGAUUCAGAGCUGCUCUUGCAGGAGUUUGGUGUCUGGACUUACUUGUAUUAAAGUUGCAGAGCAUUCUGAAUAAAGAGCAAGUCUUCCUUGGGACCCACCGCUGCCUCGCAAAAACUGGUGUGCUGGUGCUGUAAGGCAGGCCUACGGUUCAGUUCUUCUCUGAACGUUUCACCAAGGACCUGGCUCCGCGUGAGCUGCUCUGGCAGAUGUGGAACUGCAGGAUUAAUGGAGACGUGAUGAAAGCUUAGCCAGCCCCCUGGCAAGCAGGACAGAUGCUGCCUCAUCCCUGACGAUCCGCAAUGGAAGUGCCCAGUACCAAAGACUUCCAGUGGAAAACCCUCGCCCCACUCCCCAGUGGCAGGGUCUACUGCUCGCUGGUGGAGGCAGGCGGCCAGGUCUUUGCCAUCGGAGGCUGCGAUGGCAACGGAGUCCCCAUGAACUGCUUCGAGGUUUACUCCCCCGAAGCCAACCACUGGAGCUCUCUCCCUCCCAUGCCCACGGCCCGGGCUGGAGUAGCCGUGGCCACCCUGGGCAAGCGGAUCAUGGUGAUAGGAGGGGUCGGGAUGAAGCAGACGCCCUUGAAGAUAGUGGAGAUGUACAACAUAGAUGAGGGCAAGUGGAAGAAGAGGAACUCCCUGAGGGAAGCCUCCAUGGGCAUCUCCGUGACGGUGAAAGACUACAGAGUCUAUGCGGCUGGUGGGAUGGGACUGGACCUGCGGCCUCACAACUACAUGCAGCACUACGAGAUGCUCAAGGACAUCUGGGUGUCACUCGCGACAAUGCCCACACCUAGGUACGCCGCCACUUCCUUCCUGCGGGGCACCAAGAUCUACGUGCUUGGUGGGAGGCAGUCCAAAUACGCCAUCAAUGCCUUCGAGGUCUUCGACACAGAGACCAGGUCGUGGACCAAGUUCCCCAGCAUCCCCAGCAAAAGGGCCUUCUCCAGCUUCGUGCCCACGGAGAACAGCCUCUUCAGUCUCGGGGGGCUGCGGCAGGGCAGGCUGUACCGGCAGCCCAAGUUCAUGAAGACUGUGGAUGUGUUUGACAUUGAGCAAGGUGGCUGGAUGAAGAUGGAACGCUCCUCCUUCCUAAAGAAAAGGCGAGCGGACUUUGUCGCUGGCUACUUGAAAGGAAGGGUCAUCGUGGCCGGGGGGCUAGGGAACCAGCCAACGGUCCUGGAGUCAGCUGAAGCCUUCCACCCAGGGAAGAACAAAUGGGAGAGCCUGCCGCCCAUGCCGACCCCCCGCUGCACCUGCUCCAGCAUCGUGGUGAAGAACUGCCUGCUGGCCGUUGGCGGAGUGAACCAGGGCUUGAGUGACGCAGUGGAGGCGCUGUGCAUCUCUGACUCCUAGCCAGCCCCUUCCCAAUCCCCACCCCCUGGAGGGUCCUGCUCUGAGGUCCUGGGAAAGCAGCAGUGGCGGUGAUGCUGUCUGGAUUAGCCUUGCGUAGUCUGCACCCUGCUCUCUCCUGCUGCACCUCUGUAGCUGCCUUCACAGGACGUCCCGGCAGCACCCCACCCUCGUGUGCACACACCUCUGAAGCUGUUGGCCAGCAGGGGCUCCUGAUCGUCUGUUAGCCAGCCUCGGUACCCACGGGCAUCACCCCUUCAUCUCCACCCUCAUCCAAGACCCCACAGCUCUUGGUCCUACACCAGCCCCAAAUUGCUGAAGAAUGCACCAGCCUUGUACCGCAGUGCGGGAGAUGACCAGUCCAGGAGGAGCACUUUGGUGGGUGGGCGGGGGGGGGAGGAAUUCACUCUGACCACCUGCAAAGGUCCAAGAAGGAGCUUGGCUGAGAAGAGCGCCCCAUGGAGCCGGAACAUUGUGUCCCCUGCCAUUGGGAAAGGACGCUUUAGAUCAGGGUAUGCAGGGGCUAUGUGCUCAUACUCUACUGUGCUUCUCUAACCAUGGCUCAGAGCUGCAGCACUCACAUGAAAACCCUGUGUAGCCAGACACGCUGGUUAAAGAAACCCCUCUGACUCCAUUGUUUGGAUGGAACCAGCCUUCCUGUUCUGAUGUGACAUUACGCUUGCCAAGCACCCAGGGUGCAAGACAUCCCUCCCUGCACAGAAUCCCUCGGCGAGCUACAGGGGAACUUCCUAAUCAUAUAAGCUAGAAUGGAUGGUGAGCACCAUCAGCCAGAGAGGAGCCAGUCCAAUGCCUGGAUUGACAGCAACUUCAUUUCCCAUUAACUUGCCCGUUGCUUGUGCCCAGAGCUGAAGCCAAGCGUUGUCAGCACUCCUGGGCGUGCUCUGACAGAUGGAGGCACGGGGGCUAGAUUGAGGACCGUUUGAAGCAGACGGAUGACUCUGCUUUUAGCAUAGAACAGGCAGACCUGCCUUCACUUGUUCUGGCACAGAGAUGGGGCCGAGCUGCAACAUUCAGAUCCAGUUCCAGGUCAGGAUUUUAAUGCCCAUGAUGCUCUGGGGUGUUCAGAUCCACGAUUAUUAUUUUUUGGCUCACUUCACAGAUAAAGGACCAUUUUCAAAACCUGGACCUCGAGCUCGCUUUGGAUUUCCAACACCCCGAGAGUUUAGGGGAUGGCUUUGGACCCACCUCUUCAUACACGCGUCCCACAGCGAAGCCAGAAUGCCACAGCGGUCACUUCCUCUUCCUUGGUUUUGAUUAAAUUUGUAUCUGUGGUUUGUGGCCAAAUGCUCUUUGAUGGAUGGGUUGCGAUUCCUGCUCCUAGCAGCAGCACAAUUAAAACCUGUAUUCACUGAGCAAAGGCUCUCUGCAGUGAGAGAUUCUGUAGCUCCCUCCCUGCUGUGGAGGGAUCAAACUGGGGAGCUGCAAAGCUGGGGCGUGGACUAAAGAGAGGGGGAGCCAGCCUGGGAAAUUCUUAUUGUCGCUAGCAAGUGUACAGACUGACAUCGAAGGCCCUGCACUAGGGCAGCCUUAACACUGCUGCAGCCACCAGCUUAACUGGCUUUUUGUGUACAUUUCUGAAUAAAGUCAUUUGCCUUAGAGGAAAAUGGGAUUUACCAGUGACAAUCCCUUCCCAUCCUGUGCAGAACAAGCCAGGGUGUAGCUGCAGGACGGGAGGGGAGGAAGCUGCAUGGCAGCUUAGCCAGAGCCAAUCACAAGUGUAAACCACCUAAGAUCCUUCCAUGCUUCCUGCCUUUGAAAGAGCCCAUUGGUUGUAAACGUGAUUUGUGAUGGGGCAAGCGCUCCGGUGACAGGCUCGGUCAAUGAGAACAAAGCCAGGCUCUCCCUUGGCAGGCCGAUAUAGCUGCCCAGGCUAAUCUCCUGGCCAUGCUGCACUGGGCAGAGCCAUGGGACAAGGCGGCUGCUAGCAGGGAGAGCUUCCCUGAUCAGAACAAGGAAGGGGGGUUCGUUUUCUCCUGCCAUCUGUGCCGUCAUCAUGUUCUAAAACCAUCCUUGUGCUUCUCCCGUGGCCGGCCUGCACGGUUCUCAGAAGGAAAUCCAUAUCCAUGCGGCUCACGCUAAGUCACGUUUAAACAUGACUCAUACCAGCACAGAGCAAUCACUGGGCCUGUCUGCAACAGGGGAAGUUGAGCACAGUUUUCUCAGCCGUUUAUGGAUAGGGCUCGGCUGGGUGACUCUAGCCGUGGGUAUGGAAGGGUGUUACAGCCUUGCUGCUACUGGGGCCCCAUUUCCCUGGCCUUCUGCUGCUUGGACUUGUAGCUACUUUGGGAUCCUGGGAUGAAAGGCCUGAUGGGAGUGCAGGGCGACUGUUAGUGUGUUCCGAGUAGCAGUGACUGGAGAUGCUAAGGGGCCAGGCAACGGAUGAGCGGGGCUGGGGACAAGGCCCCUGAGGAAUUUGUGCCACCACAGGGCUGGGGAUGGAUGGGUUAUUGUUGCCACGGCAGGGUGGGGUGGUUGGGGUACUGGUGCCACCGUAGGGCCAGGAAAGUCCAGGGAAAUGGAGCCCUGAGGUAGUUUUUAGCACUUUGAAACAAUCCAUAAAGGUAGCCGCAAUCGGCCAGAGGAGCAGAAACACAGGUGCUUGCAAAGCUCCUGGCACGCCAAGCCCAGUGCACCCAGCUCAGGACCGCCUGGCUUAGCUGUCUCUUGGGCAGCAGGCCCAUUCACAGUGCUUCUCUGAGGGAAGACGCCUGGCAGCGGGGUCAUAACCAGAUUACGCUCCCACAAAACUGCAGGGACCAGGGAGAGAGCCAGCCCAACGCCGCAGCAGCCGCAGCCGAUUGUAACCAGUGAUAACCGAGCCAUUCCUGAUCGGCCGCCCGUCUUCCCAUAGCAGACGCUGCGUGAGACACAGGACCUCUGCCCUCUCAAGGUAACUACACCAAGGCCCUGCUAUAACCUAGGGAUCGAAAAGAGCUCCAAGAGCGAGCAUAUCUUGUCCAGCCCCUUCUCAGCCCAGUGCAGGACUGUUCCCUACUGGAUAGUGUCAUGUACUGUGCGGCUGUGCAUCACUGCCCUCUCCUGGAUAGAGUCGGAACUGCUCAGCUGUGUGUCAUAGGCCCUAUACUGGUAGCAGAUAAUGGGAAUUCCCAAAUGGCAGGGACUUGAGCUCUAAGCCAUGAGCACCUAAAUUCUAUCCUUGCAGUUGCUGUGAAGUUCCCAGUGUGUGGCCCAGUGACAGCGGGGAAAUUUUUGUUGUUACAACAUUGUAAUUUUUGAACAACUUUAAAUAUCUCAUUUACAUAUUUUUGUAAAAAAUAAAAUCACAGAAUUUCAAACAAA
Molecule: messenger RNA, 5115 nt
Organism: Caretta caretta (loggerhead turtle)
Lineage: Eukaryota; Metazoa; Chordata; Testudines; Cheloniidae
Gene: KLHDC8A
Product: kelch domain containing 8A
Molecular function (GO): protein binding
Source: RefSeq, a predicted model, not a curated record